UUGCCAAAUAUAUUGCAUUCAUAUUAGAAAUAAAAAUAUGGCUGCCUAUAUCAAUCGUGCAAUGAUUCAAUCGUCCAUGAUUGGAGGAGACAGCCAACUUCGAUCAGAUGUUAGAAAUGAUAAUUCUCCUCUACAGAUCUUUGUUAAGGCAAAGAAAAGGAUAAAUGAUAUAUUUAUGGAUAUAGAAAAAUAUGUGGAGGAAACCGUGGAGUUCAUGACAUCAUUCCAAAAUGAUCAGAAUAUUGUAACUGUAGAAGAAGCAAUAAAAGUUAAAGCUUACAUAGAUAAAAUACGAGCAAUAAAAGAUGUUCUUAAAAGAGAUCAUAUGAAAGUUGCUUUUUUUGGCAGAACAAGUAACGGAAAAAGUACUGUAAUUAAUGCCAUGCUACAUGAUAAAAUUUUGCCAAGUGGUAUAGGACACACUACAAAUUGUUUCUUACAAGUUGAAGGUUCAGAUAAUGGAGAAUCAUAUCUUAUUACGGAAGGAUCUACUGAAAAACAACCAGUUCAAUCUGUUGGACAGUUAGGUCAUGCUCUUUGCAAAGAAAAAUUAUGCGAAAGUCAUUUGGUUAGAAUAUUUUGGCCAAAAGAAAAAUGUUUAUUACUGCGAGAUGAUGUAGUGUUCGUCGAUAGUCCAGGCGUAGAUGUAACUCCAAAUCUUGAUGAAUGGAUUGAUAAGCAUUGUUUGGAUGCAGAUGUUUUUGUCUUAGUAGCAAAUGCAGAAUCUACCAUAAUGGUUACUGAAAAAAACUUCUUUCAUAAAGUUUCAACAAAAUUAUCAAAACCAAAUAUAUUUAUUUUAAAUAAUCGAUGGGAUGCUUCUGCUUCUGAACCAGAAUAUUUUGAUCAGGUAAGAGCACAACAUCAAGAACGUGCUAUUGAUUUUUUAUCAAGGGAAUUAAAAGUUUAUAAUCCAAAAGAUGCUGAAGAACGCGUUUUUUUUAUUUCUGCAAAAGAAACUCUUCAAGCUCGUAUGCAAGAACAACGUGGGCAACCUGCUCAUAAUGGUGCGCUAGCAGAAGGUUUCCAAAAUCGAUAUUUUGAAUUUCAAGAUUUUGAAAAAAAAUUUGAAGAAUGUAUCUCAAAAUCUGCAGUAAAGACUAAAUUUGAACAACAUUCUCAGCGUGGCAAACAUAUUGCAAUGAAAAUACGUCAAGCAUUAGAUGAGAUAUUAGAACGAACACAAAAAAUGCGAAGUGAACAGUUAAAUAUCAAGAAAGAGCUUCAUGAUAAAUUAAAUUUUACAGAGCAACAAUUAAUGCUGUUGACUCAAGAAAUGAAAGAUAAAAUUCAUCAUAUGGUAGAAGAUGUAGAGCAAAAGGUUUCUAAAGCUUUAAAUGAAGAAAUUCGGCGAUUAGCUGUCCUAAUAGAUGAAUUUAGUGUUCCAUUUCAUCCUGAACCACUUGUUUUAAAUGUAUAUAAACGGGAACUUCAUACACACGUAGAAAAUGGUUUAGGAUCAAAUUUACGAGCCAGACUCAGUACUGCUUUAGCAUUAAACAUGGAAAAUUCGCAGCGAGAAAUGACCGAAAGAAUGUCAAGCUUAUUGCCUGAAAAUAAAAGACAAAUGUCGCUUAACAUUUUACCACGACGAGAACCAUUCGAAAUAUUUUAUCGACUGAAUUGUGACAAUUUAUGUGCAGACUUCCAUGAAGAUUUAGAAUUUCGUUUUUCAUGGGGUUUUACAGCUAUAAUUAAUAGAUUUGCAGGAAAACAGAGUCAGAGAUUAACUAUUACUAAUUAUCCGCAAGAGAUUCCGCCAUGUAUCACAUCACCUGCAGAUAGCAUAGAUUCUCUCAAAUUUGUUUCAAGUACACCAAAUUUUCCAACAAGAUCUGAUGAUUGGUCUCUAGCUACUCGUAUAGCAGUUGCAUCUGUAACAUCACAGGGUACAAUGGGUGGUCUUAUUGUUGCCGGCUUUAUGUUAAAAACAGUAGGUUGGAGAUUAAUUGCUAUAAUUGGUACUAUAUAUGGAGCUUUAUAUCUCUACGAACGUUUAACAUGGACUAAUAAAGCAAAAGAACGUGAAUUUAAGCGACAAUAUGUUACGCAUGCUACCAAGAAACUGCGAUUAAUUGUAGAUCUGACUUCUGCAAAUUGCAGUCAUCAAGUACAACAAGAGCUCUCCAGCACAUUUGCAAGGCUUUGUCAUUUAGUAGAUGAAACAACAUCUGAAAUGGAUACCGAACUGAAAAUUAUAGGAAAUAAUUUAGCAGUAUUGGAAAAAGCAGCAGCUAAGGCAAAGCAUCUUCGAAACGAAGCCAACUUUUUAAUAAAUGAACUUGAUACGUUUGAUGCAGCUUAUUUAAAACCAUUAAAUUAA
Atta colombica is the source of this 2323-nucleotide messenger RNA. It is a transcript of the gene Marf, whose product is annotated as transmembrane GTPase Marf. Gene Ontology annotation, cellular component: mitochondrial outer membrane. Gene Ontology annotation, molecular function: GTP binding; GTPase activity. Lineage: Eukaryota; Metazoa; Arthropoda; Insecta; Hymenoptera; Formicidae. The record is from RefSeq and is a predicted model, not a curated record. The transcript has 11 exons. Gene Ontology annotation, biological process: mitochondrion localization; mitochondrial fusion. The coding region runs from base 38 to 2323 and encodes 761 amino acids.